AUGCCACUAGCGCCGGACGCCAUCGCCUACUAUGCUCUUCACAUAAUCGCAAUUCCCCUAUCUUUAUUCACCUUUAUCAUAUACCGCCGCAACACCAACUAUUCAAUUAUCGCCUACUAUUCUCUCACCACCAUCGUAUUCGCAUUAAUCACAAGUCCCAUUGCAUUCAUUUCCGAUGGAAAGGGUGCAAAUGCCGAGUUAUGUACCUUCCAGGGUAUGAUGGUGUCUUACUGCCUGGUAGCCAUUGGGACAUGGAUAUCAUCUAUAAUGUUCACAAUGUGGUGGUUAAUAUUCAAGGGAGAAGAGAUUGAAACGCCGACUUGGUUUUGGCUGGGAAUUUGGCUCAUACCAAUAUUGGGAACUACUGUCGCUAGCGUUGUAGCUGCUCGCAGCGGAGGCAUUGAAUCGUGGAAUUAUUUUUGCAUGAUUUCUGAACCCCUUGUUGCUACUAGCCUCGGAGUAUUCCUCGCAAUAUCACUUUCUGGUCUCGGUGCAUCUGUACUAUCAGGGACACGCAUGAUCCAAAUCAUAAGCUCGGGUGACUUGCCCACUUACUCAGCUUACCCCGACUUUCUCACAUGUCUCUUUCCUUAUAUCAGCUUUUUUACCUUUGGCACCACAGCUGAAGCACGAAGAUACUGGACUCCCCGAUGGUUAUCAAAUCCAUGUGUCGAUCGAGCAAAUAAUGUCUUGGACCAAUUCUCGAUCGUAUAUCCACCCAAAAAGCCUUCCGUCUUGAGCGAACGUGGAAGGAAUGAAAAGAAUAGUAGAAACGAGGAAUUGAGUAGUAUAUACACGGAAAACUAUACAGGAGAACCAUCGCACAUGAUGGUUGAACAACGAAAUUCCCAACACUCGGGAUUUCUGCAAGUAGCUCCUUUGACACAUGAUCCGUCUAGCAAUAGACAAUCCCAUGUCAUAUCCGUAAAGGGCAAGAAGCGUGCAUCAGAUGCAUUUCGCGCAAGCGUACAUCAGUUCUUGCGAGCGAGUAUCACUAGUGUUAACCAACUCGGGUCGCGUAUUAGUCCCCAAAUCAUACCCUACCAACAACAAGAAGAUGAUCCCACAACAAAAUCAGACAUUAACCAAAACGUAAAUAUUACAAUAGAUGAUCCCGAACGUUUGUCCUUUGGUAACUGGCAGGCAGGUGGCGCUCCGUUGCGAACAAGCCGGAACCGAGACAGUUUCCCUGUGUAUCCCUCUGCACAACAUAAUUAUCCAAUGGCUAGAACAGACGAGACUGAACGAAAGGAACGAAAGAGUCGAAAUCGUAAUAGAAUUUUCUCGACACCAAUGAUUUCAUCGUCUGCACGUAUUACAUCCUCUUCUCGAACUGCAUCUUUUUCGUACCCUCCCAAAAAGACCAGUCGACGCGAUUCUAUUUCAGACGAUUUGCGCUUUCUGAAAGCUUUCUCUUUCGAGCUCCGAAAGGGUAAGAGAAUACUAGAUUUUCCAGAAGAGUAUAUUAUAAAGUCAGACACGCAAAGCAUUGCAUCCUUGUCUUUGCGCGAAAUCGAGAAGGAUGACAACCUCCAAUCGUCAUCGUCAUCGUCACUACCAUCGCCGACUUACAACGAACGUGGCCAAAAAGUGUUUGACAAGAGAUGUUUGCGCAUCACUAAUCAACUCGACGUUGAGCUCGAGGUCACUGCACCUUCAGACGAAAUUCCUUAUCUUUCUGUUCCUCGGCCACCCCAAUUAAUAAUACCGCCGCCGCCAUCACCGAGUAAACUAAAGCCAGCACAUCUUUCUCAACCGAUAAGCUUCUCGUUCUUGAACAAUUCUCCUUUCGAGUCCUCUUCUGACGUUCAGGACUAUCCUACUCGAGACUACUAUACGCAAGCUGAGGAUUCGCGGAGAUACACGCGAGCUACUACAGCUUCAUCAGCGAGCACGCGGAGUAGAGAUUCUUUUGAACGGACGUCACCGAAUGGGCUCAGGUUGACACCAAGAGCUAGUAUGCCAGUGUACACCUUGAAUUUGCCGCCAUUGCCUAAUAGUCAGCGUAACUCUUGGGAAAAUGGCAGGAAGCGCGAGUCUCUUGGGAGUAUUCCAAGCGGUGUACCGUAA
Messenger RNA from Paraglomus brasilianum, 2070 nucleotides. The record is from the annotation of a GenBank genome assembly. Lineage: Eukaryota; Fungi; Glomeromycota; Glomeromycetes; Paraglomerales; Paraglomeraceae.